Molecule: messenger RNA, 3008 nt
Organism: Cannabis sativa
Lineage: Eukaryota; Viridiplantae; Streptophyta; Magnoliopsida; Rosales; Cannabaceae
Product: pentatricopeptide repeat-containing protein At2g29760, chloroplastic
Biological process (GO): RNA modification
Molecular function (GO): protein binding; RNA binding
Source: RefSeq, a predicted model, not a curated record
AAAUGAAAUUAUAAUAUGUAGAGAGUGAAGACAACAAUUAACAUAAUUAUGUAAGUGAAUAUAUUUUAAGAAAAAUUCAUAUAUGUUGUUGGAUCAAGAUAAAAAAUCAUAUAUGAAUAGUGUUUGUUAUUGUUAUGUAUUGGAAAACGUUACUGAAAUUACCUUCCAUAACUAAAUUUUGAUUCGAAUGAGGCAAUGAUCCAAAUGGAGCACAAACUACUCAAAAUAUGUCAGAGUUGCAAGAGCCUGAGAGAGAUGAAGCAGACCCAUCUUCAGAUUCUCAUCCAUGGCUUCCAAGAUAGCAACUUUACAGUACCCAAGCUCCUCACUGUCUCCUCUCAACUUGGUUUUAUCGAUUAUGCUUUCAGGGUAUUUAGAAAUACUCAUUUUCCCAAUGUUGUUGUUUACAACACACUAAUAAAAUGCUUUGUAGGCAAGGACCCUUGUGGUUGUAAUUAUGCUUUCCAUGUUUAUGAUCAAAUGAAAGUCUUUGGUGUUGCUCCUAAUAGUUUCACAUUCACUCUCAUUCUUAGGUGUUUUGAAUCUUUUGAAGCUUUUAAAUAUGGUGAAGUUAUUCACUGUGAGAUUGUGAAAUUGGGUUUUUGUUCUAGUGUCUUUGUUCAGAAUACUCUCUUGGAUUUCUAUGCUAAAUGCUGUGAAAAUUUGGAGAACGCUUGCCAAGUGUUUGAUGAAAUGCCUGAAAGAGAUGUCGUUUCUUGGAAUAGUAUUAUUACUUCUUAUAUGGCCCGUGGCGAGAUAGAAUCUGCAGUAAAAUUGUUUAAUUCUAUGCCAGAGAGGAACAUUGUGACAUGGAACUCUGUUAUUUCUGGGCUUUCCAAGGCUGGAAAUAUGGAAUUGGCUUGUAUAGUUUUCGAGAAAAUGACAGAAAGAAAUGAGGUCUCCUGGAACUCAAUAAUAUCUGGUUAUGUUCGAUUGGGUGAUGUCAAAUCGGCAAGGUGUGUAUUUGAUGACAUGCCAGAGAAAACUGUGGUUUCUUGGACAGCCAUGGUUUCGGAUGUCAAGUCGGCUAGGAGUAUAUUUGAUCAAAUGCCAGUUAAGAAUGUUGUAUCAUGGAAUGCUAUGAUUGCAGGUUAUGUUCAUAACCACAUGUUUGAUCAAGCUCUUCAGAUGUUCAGUCAGAUGUUGAUAGACAGAAACUGCAGGCCCGACGAAACUACUUUGGUCAGUGUACUGUCGGCUUGUUCUCAUUUGGGAUCUCUUGAACAUGGUAGAUGGGUAGACUCUUAUAUUAAGAGAAGUAAUUUUAGCUUGUCCAUACCCUUGGGCAAUGCUUUAAUGGAUAUGUUUGCAAAGUGUGGUGAUGUUGAAAACGCAAAAGUAAUCUUCCAUAAGAUGCCUAAAAGAUGUAUCAUCACGUGGACAACAAUGGUUUCAGGUCUAUCUGUUAAUGGAAAGUGCAAGGAAGCAUUAAACCUCUUUGACUCAAUGUGUGGUGCAGGGGUCAAACCAGAUGAUGUCAUCUUCAUUGCAGUUCUAUCUGCUUGCACUCAUGGAGGAUUUGUAGAAGAUGGUAAAAGGAUAUUUUGCCAGAUGGUAUCGGAGUUUGGUGUAAAACCUUGAAUCGAGCAUUAUGGUUGCAUGGUUGAUCUUCUGGGUCGAGCAGGGAAGUUGGAAGAAGCAGUCGGGUUUGUAGAGAGCAUGCCCUUGGAGCCAAAUGCUGUUAUUUGGGCUACUCUAUUAGGUUCGUGUAAGAUUCAUGGCAAUGAAAACUUGUUAGACUCUGUAACAAAAAAGAUUAUUGAACAGGAGCCUUCAAACCCGAGUUACUUAACUCUAAUUUCAAAUUUGAGCGCAUCAGUUGGACGGUGGAAAGAUGCGUUGACAUAUAGAAUGGCAAUGAGCCAACAAGGAGUUGAAAAAGUUCCCGGUUGCAGUUCAAUCCAAAUAGGGAAUGUAAUUCAUGAGUUUCUAGCUAGAGAUACAAGGCAUGAAGAAAGAAAGGAUAUCUAUGAAGUUCUAUAUUGUUUAAGCAAACACUUGGACACAUCAAGUGAUGAAACUUUGUGACUUAACAUGAUCAAGUUUCUCUAUGGUUAUAUUGAUGAAUGAGAACAAAAGGGUUGGAUUUUACCCCAUCUCUGUUAAGUAGGCCUUGUUAAAAGAAAAAUUCAUGUGAAAAAGAAUCUCUGCAUUGCGCUUUUUAUAUUUACAUUACCUUGUUGGAGACUGGAUGUGAAAGGUGUACCACAAGGAAAAGUAGAGAAGAAUCAGCAGAGACAUAAUAACAGAAGAUUUGAAAAUGCAUAAUGGAUAUGGGUUCAUGCUGAGACAGUUAAAUGGUCAUUCAAAGAUUAACAUUCCCCAUGAAAGUAUUUCUUUUUCAUCUUCAAGAGAUUGGAGUUGUCACCACUAUUGUAAAUUAGUGAAGCUAUGUCCAUAAGAUCGUAGACCUCAGCAUUUGCUUAGUACUUUGUGUAAAUGCACCAAAGUCAAGCUGUUUGUCAUCUGCUUUUGAAGGCUAAAUAACUAGACUAGUAGAAAUUGAGACAUUAUUGCUGUAACCGGUAGUCAUUUUCUGAUCAGCUUUACAGUAAAGCAUGGCACCGGUUUGCUCUUUGUACACUCGCAUCCGAUACUAAUAACAUUUUAACUUUCAGAUGACAUAAUCUAGUUCUGGCUUAUCUGCAAUUAUGAUUAAACAAUGUUGUUCAUGGAUCCUAAUUUCUCAUUCUAAUUAUUCAUUUUGUUUCACUAACAAGUUAGGAAAGUUCUUGUAAAUUGUAAUUGCGGAAACGAGCAGGAAACUAUAUGUUCUAGUGUAUGAAAUCAUAUAACGCAGAAGAGUGUGAGACUCGUUCAUCUGUCUACACAACGGCUAGUGCUCUAACAAUUUUUAUUCGAGGAAACUGUAUUAUGUCACCGAAGGACUUGGAUUUAUUUUUUAGCUAAAUAUUUUUGUAAUUGAUGUCUUUGUUACUUGAUGCAGCAGAACUGUAGGAAAUUUUCAAAGUGAAAGGACAAAUGAAAAUGAUGUUUUAGUUUGAACA